UGAAGGCUUGCGAAGCUUCUACCCUUGGCGCAGUGAUAAAAAACUUGGCUAUCGCAUUGAUGGGGCCGGAGAAGGUGCUUGAGGCCAAGUUUAGAGGCAAUUCAUCAGUAGAGGGAGACGAAUCUACUACUGAUACAACACGUAUCACAGCUGAGUUUGUUGCGGACGUUAUACUUCUUACCAGACUGGCGAUACGGAGAAUUGAUAUAUAUUCCAAGCAACACAUCCUGAAGAUCAUGCGAAAGGAGGAGAAUGAUAAAGUUAAACUCCGUAAUCAGACAAAUAUUGAUGUAAUACCAACGGGUUCUGCAGGACUGAGCCUUGUAGAGAGGAAGAAGUUUUUGUCGGACCAGCUCAUAUCGGAGCAAGUGACGACUCUCAUUUCCAACGGAUUUUGCAAUCUACGCAAAUUAUAAACAUCAGAACUACUCAUCAUCAGCAGCAGCCCCCCCCCCUCCUGUC
Messenger RNA from Diachasma alloeum, 462 nucleotides. RefSeq lists its product as uncharacterized. The coding region runs from base 60 to 416 and encodes 118 amino acids. The transcript has 2 exons. The record is from RefSeq and is a predicted model, not a curated record. Lineage: Eukaryota; Metazoa; Arthropoda; Insecta; Hymenoptera; Braconidae.